CAACACUUCACUCUUAUGGACUCUCCUUAUCACUUAUCAGACAUCAAUGUGAAUAUCACCUUGUACAACUACUCCAACGACCCUAUUUACGAUUAUGGACGGUAUCCCUGCCUUAGCGGCGACAACUUUACGUUCUCCUGGACGACUAUGGGGCAAUGUCGAGAAAUAAUAACUGCACCACUUUUUAAUGGGGUCUAUUUGAGUUGGAGCACGACCGAACUGGAAUGCUUUACUUCAAGCACCGGUCUUUCAAGAAGUGCCAAGUAUGGUAUAGCCCUAGGUGUGGGAAUAGCUGGAUUAUUGUGCUUAAUUUGGCUCACAUAUUACGAAUAUAAAGGAGUUACGGUUGACAGCGAGAGACCCCAACCCAACUCACAACUUUCUACCUCAACUGUCACACAUCAGACAACCAUUGUAAUGGGCCUCGAUAGGGCCACAAUAGAAUCAUACCCAUAAACUUUGCUUGGUACGAGUCCAGAAUUACCCAAUUCUAACGAUAACA
Quercus lobata is the source of this 502-nucleotide messenger RNA. RefSeq lists its product as uncharacterized. The transcript has 2 exons. Lineage: Eukaryota; Viridiplantae; Streptophyta; Magnoliopsida; Fagales; Fagaceae. The coding region runs from base 16 to 456 and encodes 146 amino acids. The record is from RefSeq and is a predicted model, not a curated record.